Messenger RNA from Dreissena polymorpha, 1197 nucleotides. RefSeq lists its product as uncharacterized. NCBI's taxonomy places the organism in Eukaryota, Metazoa, Mollusca, Bivalvia, Myida, Dreissenidae. The record is from RefSeq and is a predicted model, not a curated record. The coding region runs from base 120 to 668 and encodes 182 amino acids. The transcript has 4 exons.
GUGUCUCAUUUGAAGGUGACCUGAAUGAUGAGCAAAGAUCUGCAAGUCCCACACGUGGGAUUCUCAAGCGUAGCUCCACAUUCGACGACCGGCAACGCCAGACCCAAGACCAGCCUGGUAUGAGCCACAUGUCCAGGGGGCGUGGUCAGGGUGCUGGGAGGGUCAUGCCCGGGGGCAGACAGACCCAGGGGCAAGGCAUGAUGAUGGCUGCGGCAAGAUCACCAUCGCCCAACAAGUCCCAGGCAAGACGUAGGAUGCCACUGAACAGAUCCUCGGAGCUACAGGCAUCUGGUGGCUCAAUGGAGAACUCUGGAGGCUACUAUGGAAGUGACCAUGGCACCAGAACGAUGACCCCAGACCAGAUGAACAUGGAUGCUCUUAUCCAAUCAGGAUACCUUUCACAGAGCUUCAGCCAAUCAGAAGGGGGGAGACAAACCGGCCAAUCAGAACGCUCGUCUCUUAGGAGCUCAGCAGAUAUGAGAGGAAGCAGAGGGCAGGGUAGUCUGGGAUACUCCUAUGGGUCAGAGGGGUCAAUGACCUUAUCUGAAAUCCAGCGCCUAGCAACCCAGGGUACUGGAAAGCUUCAGAUGUCCUUGACCUUGCCAACGGGUCAGGAGGAAAGUGAUCUUUCAGAGAUUGACAUUACCGACAAUGGGAACACAAAGUGAUUGAUGCAUGUUAGUUAAGCAUUUCAACAUUCCAACGAGUAACUAACUCAGUAAGAAAGUAGAUGUCUUUAUAAUCAUACAUGCCAUACAUUUUCAGACCAAUUCCGGGACAUUGCGCUCAAUAUUCCGGGACUUUUGCAGAUUUUCUGGGACAUGUAUACAUAUAGCGAUAUAUAUAUAGACAUAUAUGCAUUUUUGGCACGCAUUUUUUUCACAUCGUAAAUUGAGUACAUUACUAACAAACAUGUUAUUAGCAUCUAAAUUGAUUUUAUGCAUUGUUGAUUUUCACAGGCAUUUCAUUAAUCUUUUCUAAGUGUAUGAUCUCCAUCGUUAAUUCGAUCUUUAUUUGCCAUGUUUGCCGAGUCACAAUUUAUUUUCGUUGAAAUGAUGUAAGGGGCAGGUGCGCCUAGCAACGUUAAAUCGUAUAAUAUAUCCGCCUAAUAGGCGAUUCGCAUUUUGUUUAAUUAGUAUACGUUACAGUAAUUGUUUCAAUAAUUAAUUAUCUUAAAGACGAUAAAGUUACACUUUG